This is a messenger RNA of Cicer arietinum (chickpea), 1334 nucleotides long. NCBI's taxonomy places the organism in Eukaryota, Viridiplantae, Streptophyta, Magnoliopsida, Fabales, Fabaceae. The record is from RefSeq and is a predicted model, not a curated record.
ACUUGAGAGCUGCGGAGUGGGUUGUUCGUGGCUUGGCUGCAGGGUUAGUGUUGUUCCGGCGCGUGGUUUGCUCGAGUGAGAAAAUGCAAGCUCUAAUGAGGCAGAAGCUGCGGCUCUGCAAUUCCAACUUCAAAUCUCUCUUUAGACUUUCAUCAUCCUAUUUACAUUCUUCUUCUUCUUCUCCUUCUCCGCUAAACUCACAACCUUUUCUUCCUUCUGCUUCCGCUCAUUCAACCGCUACCAAUUCCUUCACCGCUCCAUGGCUCACCAUUCAACGACGGGGAAUCAAAGUCGCUGCGUCUGACAUCAGAGUCGGAAAUAUCAUUGGAAAACAAGAUCGCAUAUUUGAGGUUCUUAAAGUAGAUCACUCUCAUGAAGGAAGAGGAAAAGCCACUAUCAAGGUGGAACUUCGUGAUAUUGGCCAGGGAAACAAGGUAACACAGAGACUGGGGACUGAUGAGGAUAUUGAAAGGAUCUAUGUUCAUGAGAAGACUUUCAUGUAUAUGUGCACAGAUCAAGAUGGAACUGUAGUAUUAAUGGACCCUGAUACGUUCGAUCAAAUUGAAGUUUCCAAAGACUUGUUUGGCAAGAAUUGUUUAUAUAUACAAGGACAAGAUUGCAUUAGUAACUUCUCUCUGUCAUUCUGCUUUUGUGGGAUAAGUUUGUUUCCUGCCUUUUUGUGUCUUCAAGAUGAAAUGAAAGUCAAGGUACAAUUUUAUGACGACAAACCUUUAUCUGCAUCAGUUCCAAAACGUGUAAUAUGUACUGUCAAGGAAGUGAUUGCAGCGACUCCGAGGAAUAAAAAGGUAGUACUGGACAAUGGCCCUACAAUUGAAGUUCCGCCUCACAUUGUAGCCGGUGAUGCCAUUCUUGUUAAUACAGAGGACGACUGUUACAUUGAAAGGGCUAAGGCGUAGGGUGUGUUCAGCCAGAAUUUUAAGCAGACUGUGGCACAGAAAUUUAUUUUAUAAUUUUCAUGAAUUUUGAAUCAGAUAUGACCUAUGUUAUCCUUUCUCCCUCCCCUAUUUCUGUUGGUAAUAAGCCCCUUUUUUUUAUGUUUAAUUGACAGUUUUAAUGUAUCCGUGGGCAAUGAAUUUAGAAGUUUUUUUUUACACCGGAAUGUUGGUGUGUAUCUCGGUUGUUAUUUCAGUUUAUGUACAAUGUAGAGAAGAGUUGAAAAAUCAUUUCAAUUCUUGAAGUUUCAGAUAAAAAGUCAUUAGUUCCAUUGAGUUUAUUCACGGGUGGGAUCAGGGGCAAGAUACUUUGUUUCUUUUUGACUGAAGAUACUUUGAUUUUUAACUGCAAGAGAUGUUCUCAAGCCAUCUCUUGAAUCC